Hevea brasiliensis (rubber tree) is the source of this 704-nucleotide messenger RNA. RefSeq names its product 60S ribosomal protein L23. Gene Ontology annotation, molecular function: large ribosomal subunit rRNA binding; structural constituent of ribosome. Gene Ontology annotation, cellular component: cytosolic large ribosomal subunit; ribosome. Gene Ontology annotation, biological process: translation. Bases 113 to 535 code for a protein of 140 amino acids. The record is from RefSeq and is a predicted model, not a curated record. Lineage: Eukaryota; Viridiplantae; Streptophyta; Magnoliopsida; Malpighiales; Euphorbiaceae. The transcript has 4 exons.
AUACUCCAAAACCCUAGAGCAAAUAUACGCGACAGAUAUAAUAUAUACAUAAGACAUCAUUUCUGCCUGACCAGUGAGCCAAGAGCUUAGAGGGCACACACAGCCGAUAAAAAUGUCGAAGCGAGGCAGAGGUGGAUCUGCUGGGAACAAGUUCAGGAUGUCGCUGGGUCUGCCAGUUGCAGCGACGGUGAACUGCGCCGAUAACACUGGAGCGAAGAAUCUGUACAUCAUUUCGGUGAAAGGAAUCAAGGGCCGCCUCAACCGCUUGCCGUCGGCUUGCGUUGGAGACAUGGUGAUGGCCACCGUGAAGAAAGGGAAGCCGGAUCUCAGGAAGAAGGUCAUGCCAGCCGUCAUCGUCAGGCAGCGCAAACCCUGGCGCAGAAAGGAUGGCGUCUACAUGUAUUUUGAAGACAAUGCAGGUGUCAUUGUGAAUCCCAAGGGGGAGAUGAAAGGAUCUGCUAUUACUGGGCCCAUUGGCAAAGAGUGUGCUGAUUUGUGGCCAAGAAUUGCUAGUGCUGCCAAUGCUAUCGUCUGAGAGUGAAGAACAACUGACUUGUUUUCAUAGUUUGUUUGUGGCAUUAGGUUAUAUGAUGCCCUGGAUGUAUUAUUUUGCUUUUGAGGUUUCUUUUAUGUUAGGGCAGAAUGAAAUGUGUCGGAUAAGCAAUUGUUUUCCUUUUAUAAAUUUAUGUUGGCGUGUUUCAGAU